GUCCAUUUUCUACAAAUUAAAAUUAACAAUUUGCGAACUUGAAUAAACGACAUCGAAUUGACUAUAAUUUUUCGAUGUAAAUUUGAUUUAUCCACAGUUAAGAAUGUGAUACAAUUUAAAUUUGUGUGUGUAAUUUUAAUUUCUGUUACUUCGUUUAAAGCAUUUGUAUAACGUUUUAAGUUCACAAGAAGACUGAAGAUACAAAAAUGGAAGACGAAAGUGAGUAUAAGAAAUUACCAACAGAAGAUAAAUGUGUCCAUAAGCUGUGGAAAGCCAGAGUGGCUGGUUACGAGGAAGCUAAUAAGCUUUUUAAUCAAAUUGAUGAUGAGAAGUCACCUGAGUGGAAUAAAUACUUAGGUCUUAUAAAGAAAUUUGUUACUGACAGUAAUGCUGUUGCACAAGAAAAAGGUCUUGAAGCAGCAUUAGUAUUUGUUGAAAAUUGUGGCUUUGCCGGUAAAACUUCUGGUGAGGUUAUGUCAGGAAUUGUGACUAAAUGUAUUGCUGCACCUAGAACAAAAUCAAAAGAUCUUGCCUUACAGAUAACUUUGAUGUAUGUAGAAAUAGAAAAACAUGAAAGUGUAGAAGAAGAAUUAAUAAAAGGUAUGGAGCAGAAGAAUCCAAAGGUGGUUGCUGCUUGUGUUUCUGCCUUAAAUACUGCCCUCAAACAAUUUGGCAAUAAAGUGAUAGCAAUUAAACCAAUGGUUAAGAAAAUACCAGUGUUGUUAGCUGAUAGAGAUAAAGGUGUGAGAGAUGAAAUGAAGGCAUUGGUUGUGGAAAUGCACAGGUGGAUCGGACCAGCAAUUGAACCCCACAUAGCAUCAUUACAAGCAGUUGUACAACAAGAGCUGAAAGAGGCCUUUUCUGGAACUGGUGGUGGGGCUCAACCCACGAGGUAUCUUCGGUCUCAGCAGCACAGAAUACGGGACACCCCCGCUACUGAUGCACCAGAUGGUGCAGCGGAAGAUGAUGACGCAGAAACCGGUUGUGGUGACUCAGGGGAUAUGGACCCUUACGAUUUAAUGGACCCAGUGGAAAUAAUAUCAAAAUUGCCAAAGGACUUUUAUGAUAAACUGGAAGCGAAGAAAUGGCAGGAGAGAAAGGAAGCGUUGGAUGCCUUGGACAAUCUUUUGAAGAAUGCACCGAAAUUGGAGCCAGGAGAUUAUGCUGAUUUGGUUCGUGCGUUGAAAAAGGUGGUUUCCAAAGAUACCAACGUGAUGAUAGUAGCUCUGGGAACUCGUCUCCUAGGUGCAGUGGCUUUGGGUCUCCGAAAUAAGUUCCAGCCGUACGCAGCGUCCUGUAUUCAAGCUCUGUUAGAAAAGUUCAAAGAGAAGAAACCAAAUGUUGUUGCCGCUUUACGAGAUGCCAUUGAUGCUAUUUAUCCUGCUACAAACCUCGAAGUAAUAAUGGAAGAUAUGAUCGCUGCGUUUGAUAACAAGAACCCAUCUAUCAAAGCAGAAAGCGCUUCAUUCCUGGCUCGAGCGCUGUGUCACACGCAACCAGCCGCUUUCAACAAGAAACUAAUGAAGGCUUAUGUCGCUAGCUUGCUUAAGCUACUGGAAAGUGCUGAUCCUGCAGUCAGAGAUGCCGCCUCAGAUGCAUUAGGUACGGCGACUAAGCUUGUGGGUGAGAAGAACAUAGCUCCACACAUCGGGAAACUAGACAAUUUGAAAGAGCAGAAAAUUAAAGAAUUCGCCGAUAAGGCGGAGAUCAAAGUGAAGGUGGCUGCCCCCAAAAAAGAUGUGAAGUCUAAAACAGCAGUAGCUGGUAAAGGAGAUGCGAAAGCAACCGCCGGAUCAUCACAGCCUAAACCUGUGAAACGACCGCAAUCUGUCAAGAAACCAGUAACGAAGAAAGCGCCAGGCAAAUCACAAAUAACUCCGCCUAGAGAGCAAGAACUCUCUCCUGAAGAGGUAGACGCUAAGGCUGAAAUGUUAUUUGCACCGGAUGUACUAUCUGGCUUAGUAGAUGCCAACUGGAAAACUCGUCUCACAGCUGUCCAAUCCUUCCACUCAACUGUACAAGGCCUUAGUGUACAAGAUACGAACGCACAAGUCCUAUAUCGAAGUCUCAAUAAGAAGCCAGGCCUUAAGGAUACCAAUGUGCUAGUGCUAAAAGCGAGGUUGGAAGCCUGCAAGUAUGUUACAGAAAACUUCCCCAUCUCCACGACAGCCGCAGACGCGAUACUCUUAGAUGUUGUGACUAAACUGGGUGAAGCAUCCUGUUCUUCUAUAUCAGCUGACUGUUUGACCUUGUUAGCUAAUGGCUGUGGUCUCGAACACGUUGUAAAUGAGGGUCUGGGCUUCGCCAUGGACUCGCAGAAGAAUCCUAAAGUGCAGUCAGAGAUGUUCAAUUGGAUGACCAAUGCUAUAAAGGAGUUUGGUUUUACAAUGAACAUAAAAUCUAUAAUAGCCCACAGCAAGAAGGCACUAUCGGCUACCAAUCCCAAUGUAAGGACGUCCACAGUUACCUUCCUCGGAGUUUUGUCCAUGUACGUGGGGCCAUCACUGCUUAAUCACUUCGAUAGUGAGAAACCCGCCACAAAGCAGCUGAUCAGUUUGGAGAUGGACAAAUACGCGAAUAGUUCACCUCCGACGCCCACCAGACAGCUCGGACGAGUCAGUAAGUCCGCAAGCAAAGGGUCAAUGGGUGAUGAUUGGUGUGAGACAUAUGAAGACGCGACGGAAGAUGAACCCCCCGUAGUAGAGGACACACGUGCUAGAAUAGACCUAGCACCGCUCAUCACCGAUACGCUGGUGGCAGAAAUUGCUGAUAAGAAUUGGAAGGUUCGGAACGAAGCCCUGGACAAAUUAAAGGCAAUAAUCACAAAUUCACCACAUAUCAAGCCAAGUUUGGGAGAAUUGCCUGCAGCCCUCAAUGCGAGGUUAUUGGACUCCAAUUCGAAGCUGGCCCAAAGUGCGCUGCAGAUUUGUGAAUUAAUUGCAACAGCUAUGGGUCCGAAAUGCAAACAGCACGUAAGGACUUUGUUCCCAGGGUUCUUUCAAGCUUUCGGUGAUAGCAAGCAAUGGAUUCGUACGUCCGCGAUAUCGUGCGUGGACGUUUGGUGCGGACAAGCCGGGUACGCUGUCGCCUUUGAUGGCGAAAUGAUAUUUGAUGCUUUAAAAACCGGAUCUCCAGUACUCAGAGCCGCCUUGUUCCAGUGGAUGGCAGAUAAGUUGCCUAAUUUACCACCAAAAUCUUUCCCCCGAGAAGAGCUGUCUGUAUGCAUACCAAUAUUAUUCGCGUGUAUAGAAGACCGAGCCGCGGACGUCCGGAAGGCGGCCGCAGAGUGUGUACUACCCUUUAUGUUGCACCUCGGAUACGACGCCAUGCACAAACAAGUAGAUAAACUCAAGCCGGGAUCGAAAUCAGUUGUCCAAGCGGCACUAGAAAAAGCCAGGCCCAACUUGCCAGUACAACCUUUACCAACGAAGGAAAAGGGGAAGAGUGACCCACGGGCAGUGAAAUCCGCUGGCGCUAAGAAAGAAGCUGAGAAGAAAGGGACUCUUACCAAGGCCAAGAGCACGGCAAAGCCAUCGUCGGCAUCAAAUCGUGGGAAGAAAGAGGAAGACGACUGCACACCGCUUUUACCCAAUAAUAAUGCUAAGAACCAGAGGAUUGUUGAUGAUCAGAAGUUAAAAGUAUUGAAAUGGAAUUUCACGACGCCGAGAGAGGAAUUCUUUGACUUAUUGAAGGAUCAAAUGAAUAGUGCGGGAUUAAAUAAGCAACUAAUUGCGAAUAUGUUUCACAACGAUUUCAGGUAUCACUUAAAAGCAAUAGAAUCUCUCUCUGAAGACCUUCACGAAAAUGGAUCAGCGCUUACGGCUAAUCUGGAUUUAGUACUCAAGUGGUUAACACUAAGAUUCUUCGACACUAACCCUUCAGUAAUUCUCAAGGGCUUAGAGUAUAUUAGCCAAGUAUUUCAGUACCUAAUCGAUAGUGAUUACACAAUGGCGGAAUAUGAGGCAAAUUGCUUCAUACCAUAUCUUGUUCUAAAGGUUGGUGACCCUAAGGAUACUGUACGUAAUGGUGUUAAGGCUCUCUUCAGACAGAUUUGCGUCGUUUACUCAGUAACGAAACUGUUUGGCUACUUAAUGGAGGGAUUGAAGUCUAAAAACGCUAGACAAAGAGCCGAGUGCUUGGAAUGCAUAAACCAUUUACUAGAAACAUACGGGUCCACGGUAAUGUCUGGGGCCGGUGGAGGUGCGGCCUUAAGGGAAAUGGCAAGGCUCAUCGGGGACAGAGAUAACGCCGUGCGUUCGGCCGCACUUAACUGCGUCACUACUGCCUAUUUCCUCGAUGGAGAGAAGAUUUAUAAGACUAUUGGACAGAUAUCCGACAAGGAUCUAUCACUUCUGGAAGAGCGAAUAAAACGCGCGGGUAAAACUCGCAGCGCAGAAGCUCGACGGUCAAUGGUGGUACCGCUUUCGGCCUGCGGAAGACCCAUAAUACAACAAGCACCUGAGGCAAUUGAGGAAGAGAUUGCAGUAGAGACAACACCAGGAGAUGACUAUGAAGAUGAAGAACCUGAGGAGCAAGUUCCACCACCAGUCAUACAUCAUGAGGAGCCACGCGCGAUAACUGGGCCGUUUGGGUUAGACCCAGACUUCAUAGCGCGCCUGGACGCGGAAAAGCCGGUUCUACGAAGGCCGGAUAUUCCGGAUAUAGAUCUGAAGUUCCUCGAGGAGCCUGUGAGAAUGGUCACCACUACUUGUGCCCCAAGUUCGGUAGUAGCGAUGUCUCCCAGGCCAGUCACGACACAUACGUUAGUCUCCACACAGCCUUUGGCCACUGCCGUCGACGACUCGCAGAUCGCGAACACCAUACACUCCAUUGCUAGCCCGGACCUAAACGCUGCAUAUAGGGCGUUGUCCCUAAUAUCGUCGGCAUUGGAGUCUGGGCGUGGCGCGGCAUUUGCCGCUCACGAAUCUCGACUCAUAACGGCGAUCAGUACGCAGUUGAGACGUCUACGUACUACGCCCGCGACAGAUAACACGCCCAUCGCCUUUAAAUGCCUGGCAAGGACACUCACAACGUUUUACGAGACAUCCGGGUGCGGCAUGCAAGUGAACGAAGCGGCCCUGCGGUCGGUGAUAAGUGAACUCCUUCUCGUACUGACGGAAGGCACACACGGCGCAGACAGCGAUCGCUUCACACGGAUACUCAACAACCUGUGCGUGUGUGUGUUGGAACACUCGCCGCAUACUGCGUUGCUAUGUGCUCUGGUGUCACUUCUUCAAGAUUCGAUAGCAGAAUCGGACCCCGCCUAUACCCGGUACCAAGAAUUACUUCUCAAAUGCUUCUGGAAGACUCUGAAAAUGAUACCAUCGUGGGAUAUCAAUUCUAUUGAUUGCGACACCGUCUUAUACAAAAUUCAUCUCUUCUACAAAACCUUUCCUAAUAGUUAUUGGAAGAAGAACGCCCAAGUUACCAGUGAUACGCCUUAUAGGACAGUGAAAACUCUAGUACACUCGCUGGUGAAAACAAAGGGAGCGUCCAUAAUGAACCAUCUCACACAAAUACCAGAUAUUCACGAAUCGGAUUUGUAUCCCUAUUUACAUAAAAUAUUGAAGCAACAACAAAUAAAAAUGGAAGACAAAAAGGAGUCGGACGGGAAUGGCCUUCAGGGCCUGGGCGUGAAUGUGGCCAAUAGUGCCCUCACCGCGGGACGACUGCCCAGAUCUGUCCACGAGGAGUUGGGGCUUAUAUUGAAGAGGAUCGGCUCCAAGGACACCAAUAAGGAGGCAUUAUCUCAGCUGUACGAUUUACGAGAACGUCACCCGGAAGUGGAUAUUUGGACAUUUAUGGCCGGCUCAUCCUUCUACUUCCGAAAUUAUGUGGAAAGUGGUUUAGCGGAAGUGGCUGAGCAGCGAAAGAUGCGGACGCACAAAAUUUACAAGCCAGACUUAAAACCUGAGCACAUUGAUGUGACGAACGAAAACGAUGAAAAAUCACCCAACGACUUCUUGGAAAGGCUUCGAGCACUACAGAUGAAAGCUGGCCUGAAAGUCGAGUCUAGUCCGUCAUCUCAGCCUCGUACACCCGUGGGUGACAAUCGGGCGUUCGCCGACUCCAUCAACGAAAAUACGUUACCUCGAACACACAGUAUUGACCCACAGUUGGAGUUACAUUCGACCCAAACAAUGCCACAGAGACACGAAGCUUCCGUAGACGCUCUACGACUUAAAUUGCAACAAAUCAAGAGCUCGUCCAAAAGAUAAGGCUCUCUCACUCGCACAUACGCAUUACGGCAUCUAUUAUCUCACUCAUACGUGACUGCGAUAGCAUGAGCCUCAUAACAGGUAACAUUUGGGAUUGUAUCUGUAUUGCUUAAGAAAUAAAGUAAACUUUACAAUGUGUUCCUGUUGUGAUGCUUAUGGUAUACCCACUAAUUUCGACAUAUUAGGUCGUGUUCGCACUGUCAUUUGGUCCUUUGAUUUGAUCACAAAAACUUGUAUAAUGGUUGUUUUCUACACACAUACCAGUAUGUUCUAAAAUUGUCGGUUGUAUUGUAAUUAAAUCGUUCGUGUAUGAAUCAUAAUCUCGGCAUUAAUCGCGCUUUUAGUUCCUAAUGCUGGUCGUACGUCCGUAGUGUACCCUUAGAAUAAAGUGACAAUAUUAGAAAACGUUUUAUCAGGGUAUUUGAAGUGUAGCUUCAAUACGUUAAAAUCCUCACCAAAUUACAAAUUUAAAUGUAAUUUCCCGGCGUGUUAAGUAUUAAAUAUCUUAUAUAUUAGUAUUCAAUAUCUUAUUUCAUUAUGUUACUAUAUUUUUUCUUACAAUUUGCAACAAAAUUUUAAUGUUUCCAUUGGUGGGGAUACAUUUUUAAUAAUGCGCUGUUAUUUAUGAAUUUUGAUAUGUGUUAACCAGUGUUCUAUAUUAUCUAUGUUCUACAUUAAUCAUCAAAAUUACUUAAUGCUUUAAGUCAUUUUAGCUGUUAUAUAUAUAUAUUACAAUUGUUGAGUGAUUGUGUGACGGUUUUUGUUCUUUACAAUAGAUUUACACGAGUUUUGUAGUGUGUACCCUACUACUACUAUUGUCAUUUAUCAAUUUUAAAUUGUAUUUAGACAUUAAUUUCAUGAUAAUUUCAUGAUCCAUUUUAAUAACCUAUAAACGACGAUUAUAUAUACUAUCACUAAUUAGAGCAUGAUUUUUGUAUGUCAACGUAGUCUUCGUCAUAUUGAAAAUUACGAUUGAUAUAACUUACGACUAGCAGACUGUGUGUAUUGUGUAGCGUAGAUGAAUCUAAAAGAUUCUGUAGUUUGUAGCAAAUUUUAAAUCCAUGACAUACAUACAGUGUGAUAGUAUUAGUUUAUGUUGGACUGUCGAACGAAUAAGACUGGCAAGGUUUCACUUCUCCAGUAUAGAACUACGAAUAAAGCGUACGCACGUAUACGUAUACGCACGGGAGUACGUACCUAUUACAUAUUCCUUGUUCUAGCUUCUAUACUCGGGAUUUGAAACGAAAUUCUGCGAAAUACUCAUUUUAUCAUUUGUAGCAGUCAUCGGGUAGAUUUGUUAGUAAAAUUUAGCUGCGAUGAGGCAUUAUCCAUUUCAUUAUCUACUAAAAUCGAACAUUCCCAAAGUAUUGGCUUAUAGUUCUCGUAAUAAAAAUAUUUUACUAUAUAACAUACAAAUUCUGUAACAUGUCCCCAAUUUUAAAAUAACAAUUUUUCUAGUUAUAACGUAUUUAUGUUUGCCACUAUAUUAUGAGAUAUUUAAAUAUGUAUUUAAUGUUUUCUCACUACUUGUUCUCGUUUUAGGUUACGAUUAUUAUAUUAUUGACUGAGUUUUCCACUGUCAAAUGUUAGUGUUGUAUUCUUUUACGUAUAAAUUAUGGCCUAUAUCUCUCUAUAAUCCCGAUUCAAUUUAGCGAAAAGCAAUUCUAAUCGAGUACCUAAUAAAUAACAUAUAUAGUGAUAUUAGUAAAUUAAUAUUACCAUUAGUAAAAUAUUCCAAAAUGGUAAUUAGACUGUAACCAUAAUUGGAUAUA
This is a messenger RNA of Pieris rapae (cabbage white), 7990 nucleotides long. RefSeq names its product protein mini spindles (gene msps). Bases 207 to 6218 code for a protein of 2003 amino acids. Lineage: Eukaryota; Metazoa; Arthropoda; Insecta; Lepidoptera; Pieridae. Gene Ontology annotation, molecular function: microtubule plus end polymerase activity; microtubule plus-end binding. The record is from RefSeq and is a predicted model, not a curated record. The transcript is spliced from 37 exons. Gene Ontology annotation, cellular component: kinetochore; centrosome; spindle pole. Gene Ontology annotation, biological process: establishment or maintenance of microtubule cytoskeleton polarity; microtubule polymerization; centrosome duplication.